Molecule: messenger RNA, 378 nt
Organism: Priceomyces carsonii
Lineage: Eukaryota; Fungi; Ascomycota; Pichiomycetes; Serinales; Debaryomycetaceae
Exons: 1
Coding region: 1-378 (125 amino acids)
Biological process (GO): [4Fe-4S] cluster assembly
Cellular component (GO): mitochondrial matrix
Source: RefSeq, a predicted model, not a curated record
AUGUUAAGGCUUCCAUUACUACAGAAAUUCACAGAAAUUCACAAAAGGACAUAUUCAAUGGCUUUAGAAUUAAUUAAGUCUGAUAAUCCGGGCCCUAUAGAGCUUUCAAUCAUAGGAAAACUCACUACAAAAUUAAAACCUUCAUAUUUGAAAAUAUGCAAUGAUUCACAUAAGCAUUCACAUCACGCUGGUAUGAGAGGAGCUUCUAAUGUUUCUGAGUCACAUUUCAGAAUUGAAGUCAUAAGUGACGAAUUUGAGGGAAAAAACAUGCCUAUGAGACAUAGGUUGAUAUACCAGUUGCUAGAUGAUGAGCUCAAAAAUGGUGGAGUUCAUGCUUUACAGAUGAAGACAAAGACAUCUUCCGAAGUUAAAGUAUAA